This is a messenger RNA of Anoplopoma fimbria (sablefish), 3499 nucleotides long. It is a transcript of the gene dnajc3b, whose product is annotated as DnaJ (Hsp40) homolog, subfamily C, member 3b. Bases 404 to 1909 code for a protein of 501 amino acids. Gene Ontology annotation, cellular component: endoplasmic reticulum. The transcript is spliced from 12 exons. The record is from RefSeq and is a predicted model, not a curated record. NCBI's taxonomy places the organism in Eukaryota, Metazoa, Chordata, Actinopteri, Perciformes, Anoplopomatidae. Gene Ontology annotation, biological process: protein folding in endoplasmic reticulum. Gene Ontology annotation, molecular function: misfolded protein binding; protein-folding chaperone binding.
GACGACCACAGAAAAGCUUUCGUGUACAGAGAGUACGAGCUGUCAGCUGUUAAACUUCUCUGUCAUCAUGUUACGUGAGCGUGUUUAAUUAAAUGUCAAGUCCACUGAGCCGCUGGCAAGAAAAAGGGGGAACUGCUGUAACGUUAAGGUUUUUAGGGGGAACCUUUUAGCGGCGGACCUCGUUUCCACACGGAAUUAUAUCACGCUUGGACCGUAAAUACACCGUCGUAGCUGCUCCUGCGGUCCUGUCAGACUAGUGGAGAGGGGGGAAACGAUGAUUUAAUAAUAAUAAAAAAAGAAAGCAUCACCGUGUCAAUGACAAUGAGCCGGUAUUUUCACUCCGAGUGGAAACAGAGACGUUAAAUUCGUUGGUUCCGGGGUGAGAGUGUGACUGAACCGGGGGAUGGAGUCGUGUCGGCGGACGGGACUCAGCGGGGUCCUGUGCUCCCUGUCACUGCUGUGUGUCAUCCUGGACAUCCAGCUGGACGGUGUCUUAGGGGCGACUCAUGUCGAGAUUGAGCACCACUUGGAGAUGGGCCGCAAACUUUUGGCUGCCGGUCAACUGGCUGAAGCGUUGUCCCACUACCACUCGGCUGUAGAGGGAGACUCUAAGAACUACCUGACCUACUACAAGCGAGCCGCAGUGUUUCUGGCUAUGGGAAAAUCCAAAUCUGCCCUGCCAGACCUGACCAGAGCCAUCCAACUCAAGCCUGACUUCCUGGCUGCCAGGUUGCAGAGAGGGAAUAUCCUGUUAAAGCAGGGCAGCACGCAGGAGGCCAGGGAGGACUUUGAAGCAGUGCUGCAGCGCUCACCAGACCACGAAGAAGCUCAGGACCAGCUGAUGAGAGCGAACGAGCUGGAGGAGCUGCAGGAGGACGCUCAUGCUACCUACCACCAAGGGGACUACAGCGCGACCAUCGCCGUGCUAGAGAGAGUCAUUGAGAUCUCUCCUUGGGAUCCGGAGUCGCGGGAGCUUCGUGCAGAAUGUUACAUCCGAAUGGGGGAUCCACAGAAAGCCAUCCUGGAUCUGACGCCGACCACGAGGCUACGCAACGACAACCGCGCCGCCUUCCUGAAGCUCAGCACGCUGCACUACAGCCUCGGAGAUCACCGCGAGUCGCUCAAUCACAUCCGAGAGUGUCUGAAGCUGGACCAGGACGACAAAGAGUGUUUCAGCCACUACAAGCAGGUGAAAAAGCUCAGCAAGCAGCUGGACUCGGCGGAGGAGCUGAUUGAGCAGGACAGGCAUCAGCAAGCCAUUGAUAAGUAUGAAUCAGUGAUGAAGACGGAGCCAAAUGUCCCUUUCUACACCAACCUGGCCAAGGAGAGGAUCUGCUUCUGCCUUGUCAAGCUCAACUUGGCUCAGGAGGCCAUACACGUGUGUUCAGAGGCUCACCAGAGAGACCCGCGCAACGCCAACGUCCUCCGAGACCGAGCCGAGGCGUUCAUCCAUAACCAGGAGUACGAGAAAGCUGUGGAGGACUACCUCGAGGCGAAAGAGUUUGACAGCGAAGGCGACCGCGCCGACCUCAGAGAUGGACUGGAUCGAGCUCAGAAACUGCUGAAAAUCUCUCGUAAGAGGGACUACUACAAGAUCCUGGGUGUCAGCAGGAGCGCGAACAAGCAGGAGAUCAUCAAGGCGUACAGGAAGCUGGCGCAGCAGUGGCAUCCCGACAACUUCCAGUCCGAGUCGGAGAAGAAGGAGGCGGAGAAGAAGUUCAUCGACAUCGCCUCAGCUAAAGAGGUCCUCACUGACCCAGAAAUGAGGCAGAAGUUUGACGCGGGCGAGGAUCCCCUGGACCCGGAGAACCAGCAGGGUGGGGGUGGAGGCGGAGGACAGGGCUGGCCUUACCACUUCAACCCGUUUGAGUCCGGCGGCAGCUUCCACUUCAAGUUCCACCACAACUAGAGAGGAGGACUUGACGAACACCGGGAGGGAGGGAGGGGAGGGGACGGGGGACAUUCGGGGAAGAACAACGGCGGAUUUAUGGAGAAGUCUUCCUCAGAACUUGUGCUUCAGCUUGGACACAGUUUUGUCAAUUACUUGAACAUUUGAUUUUUUUUUUUUUUAAAUGCAGCAGAGGCUCGAGCUGUACAGUGAAAAAAAACAAAGAACUGGACUUCUUACCACUAAAACUUAUGGAUCUGAUCGGCUACUGGUGAAUUAAGUUGUCGCUGUGGUUGAAGGAAAUGAAAUCUUGUGUCAACACUUGAGAUCCAGAUAAUGAAAAGGUGUUUCUUAUUGUUUCUUUCUUUGUGCCAUUCUUCAAACCUUUUAUCAAGGGACUUUUUUUUUUUAAUGCAGUAGCUGCUUGGACUUUACAUAAGAGGAAUGUCAGUGUGUCGAUUUCUGCUCGCAGUAUUCUUUAAAGGAAUUACACGUUUACUGAUCUCGGUCUACAUUUUGUGACCACGUGGAACCUUCUCUGUCCUCCAAGAUUUUUAUACAUCACGGCAGCAGGAGGUUUAUUUUGAUUAGUUUUUACAUUAACGGUAAGAAGGAGAGACUUCCGCACUAGUAAAGGAAACUCGUGGGUUGUUAAAGCUUUGAAAUCCUAUGGAUCUUAAAUCAGUGUGGCUCUGUGAUUGUUUUGGAUUUCCUUUUAAAUUACCUUUUUGUUUUUCACCAGCUAUCUAAUUGGAAUAAUGUGUGAAUUCUGUAUUUUAUUGCAUCUUCAACAGGCUUUAUAUCCAGAUCCAGACAUUAUGGAUGUAACUUAUAAAUGAGCAAUUGGCAAAAUGUCACAAAGUUGAAUAUUCUGGACAAGAGUGUAACAAUUGAUGACUGAAUCAAGACUUGUAGUAUUUAGCUCGUUUUCCUUUUUCACUCAUUUCAAAGCACACCUUUGAAAACUUGCACUUUUACCCUUUUUUGUUUGAAAAACUCCACAUCUUCUCCACUCCUGAAAUGUUACUGCAGGUUUUUUAAAAGCCUUUUUCGAAGACUCCUUAUAAACUAAAGUGUGUCUUAAGUGGUUAUCUGAGAGCCUCAGUUAUAAAAGUACCACAGAAACAGAAAAGUGCACAUUUUAAAUGUUAUACUGAGCUGUGGUGGUACAUUAGUUGCAGGUCUUUGACAUAUUGUGUGUAAUUCACAAACUAUAUUUGUAACAGGAUGCACUGAGGAACAAUUUGAAAACUUAACCAUUAAGUUGCAGAUAAAAUCAAAACUUUGUAAAUGAGGCGCCAGUUUUACAACCAGGAAAGACACACAGAAGUUUAACCAUAGACUCAGAUUAUAUUCUUUUUUAGAUUUUACUUUUAAGUUAUUAUUUUUGUCCCAAAUGGCUUAAAGAUACGGCGACUCUUAACGGCUUUGAAUCCUGUCUACUGUGCGACUGUGUCAUCCACGCGUGACCGGGCUCUUUGUAUUUAAAUCGACUGAGUGGGACGGUUUUCUUUCUGGGUUUUCUUUUUAGGGUUUUUCUGCUGUAAGUGGCAUCAAUUUUACUGUUGCCAAACUGACUCAGCUGACAUGCUCAAGCGUAUUAAAAUAUUG